This is a messenger RNA of Fusarium tjaetaba, 1644 nucleotides long. RefSeq names its product zinc-type alcohol dehydrogenase. The record is from RefSeq and is a predicted model, not a curated record. Gene Ontology annotation, cellular component: mitochondrion. Bases 1 to 1644 code for a protein of 547 amino acids. Gene Ontology annotation, molecular function: oxidoreductase activity; zinc ion binding. The transcript is spliced from 3 exons. Lineage: Eukaryota; Fungi; Ascomycota; Sordariomycetes; Hypocreales; Nectriaceae.
AUGACAGAAUCAAGAGCCUGGGUAUUCUCAGAGCGAGGUCUACCAUGGGACGUCCUCAAUCUUACAAGCCAGCCUAUCCCAACUUUACCGCCUCCCCUUCCCUUGCCAAAAGACGUGCCGGACCCAGAGGAAUGGAUUCUUGUCAAAGUGGCCUUUGCAGGCUUGAAUCCAGGUGCCAUAUUCCAGAUGACUCUCGUUCCGCCAUUUAUUCGGAAACCAACCUGUGUUCCUGAGAUGGACUUUUCAGGCACUGCGAUCGAUGUCUGGCAUCCUGAUGACGAAUCUGGAUCAGCACGGUCAAAGAGAUUCAAUAAAGGUGACAAGAUUCUUGCUAUGCUACCAGCCAGCCAUACUUUGCCUACGGGAACAGGUGCUUUGGCUGAAUUUGUUAGAAUUCCAGCUCGAUAUGCUGUGAAGAAACCAGAGGGCGUGAGCUUUGCCGAUGGAGCUGGCUGCUUACUGCCAGGCUUGACAGCACGGCAGCUUGUGAACGAGUCUGGUGCAACGACCGGGCAUCGUGUUUUGGUCAAUGCAGCAAGUGGUGGAAUUGGGUCUCUGGUGGUACAGAUGCUCCGAAAAGUUGUAGGACCUGAAGGAUAUAUCGUUGGCAUAUGCAGCGGUAAGAAUGUCGAGUUGGUCAAGAGUCUUGGUGCAGAUGAGAUAAUCGACUAUACGCAACAUGAUCAUCUAUCCAAGUACCUCACCGAAAGAUUCUUACCAGAACCCUUCAACACCAUCAUCGACACCUUAGGCCAUCAAGCCCUAUAUCUCGCCUCACCAUCCUAUCUUGUACCCGAAGGCAACUAUUCCUCCGUUGGCAUCAAACCACCCACGUUCUUCGUCCCAGACUUCCUCCGCGCUGUGCUGCAGAUGAAGCUCAACGAAUGGUGGCCAGUAUCCCCAUGGCUCGGUGGUGUUGGACGAAGAUGGUUGGGUACAUCUAUGAUGAGCCCUACACUUGAGGAUCGUCAGGCUGUCGCGGAUAUUUUGGGCCGUGGCGAUAUAAAACUGGUCAAAGACAGUAUCUGGCCGUUUGAGGAGACUAAGGAAGCUUAUAGAAAGCUAGGUGGGCUUCAUGCUAGGGGCAAGAUUCUUGUCAAGACGUUCCUGGCCUCCAACAUGGCUUCUGUACCCAUCAAGCCCAUUUUCGUCCCCGGCAAUGACGAGUACCAUAUUAGGCUUCUUUCUGUCAAGCUGACCGGCUCAUUCUCCAACACAAAGUAUAUAUCUUCUCUGAUAAGACCUGCUACAGUCCUCACCGUACUGCCAUACAAAGAGAGUGCUAUCAAUUGCUCUCCAUCACACUGUCCUGCCCCCAAAGAGCUCCCGGGUCUUCUUUUGAUCUGUGAAACCCUGGAGGAACGCCAGGAAUAUCAUUACAACAGUCCUCGACGAGUGGCCAUGUCCGUCACAGCUUUCUUGGCUAAUGGUAUUAGUGUGGAGGCCGAUACUUAUGUCUUUCUGGUUGCAAGUUUUGAAGAAGAAUAUUGGGACGACUGGGAGUUACAUGCGUGUGUUUCCUCUGAGAGACCUUAUCCCAUCUCUUGCAUAGCACCAGAAGAGCUGGUCUCAAACAUGCCAGGCAUCGCAGACGAGGAUUCCACCAACGACUCAGUGAGCACAGAUCUGGAAGAUGGAUGUUGA